Talpa occidentalis (Iberian mole) is the source of this 1988-nucleotide messenger RNA. It is a transcript of the gene ABI2, whose product is annotated as abl interactor 2. The transcript is spliced from 12 exons. Bases 109 to 1737 code for a protein of 542 amino acids. The record is from RefSeq and is a predicted model, not a curated record. Gene Ontology annotation, molecular function: SH3 domain binding. Gene Ontology annotation, cellular component: lamellipodium. NCBI's taxonomy places the organism in Eukaryota, Metazoa, Chordata, Mammalia, Eulipotyphla, Talpidae.
GCUCCUCCGGCGUCGCCGCCGCGGGCGCUCCUCCUCGCCCGGCCUCGGGUUUCCCUGGCGCCGCGGCCGCCGCUCCUCUGCGGUCUGUCUGAGGAGGAGGAUGUGAAGAUGGCGGAGCUGCAGAUGCUGCUGGAGGAGGAAAUCCCGGGGGGCCGCCGGGCCCUCUUCGACAGUUACACGAACCUGGAGCGGGUGGCCGACUACUGCGAGAACAACUACAUCCAGUCAGCAGAUAAGCAGCGAGCCCUAGAAGAAACCAAAGCUUAUACUACACAGUCCUUAGCAAGCGUGGCCUAUCUGAUAAAUACCUUGGCCAACAAUGUAUUGCAGAUGCUGGAUAUCCAGGCUUCCCAGCUAAGAAGGAUGGAAUCGUCAAUCAAUCAUAUUUCACAAACUGUUGAUAUUCAUAAAGAGAAAGUUGCAAGAAGAGAAAUUGGUAUUUUGACUACUAAUAAAAACACUUCAAGGACACAUAAGAUUAUUGCUCCAGCUAACCUUGAACGACCAGUUCGUUAUAUUAGAAAACCUAUUGACUAUACAAUUUUAGAUGAUAUUGGACAUGGAGUAAAGUGGUUGCUUAGAUUUAAGGUGAGUACCCAGAAUAUGAAGAUGGGUGGGCUGCCUCGUACAACACCGCCAACUCAGAAACCCCCCAGUCCCCCUAUGUCAGGGAAAGGGACACUUGGGCGGCACUCCCCCUAUCGCACACUGGAGCCAGUGCGUCCUCCAGUGGUACCAAAUGAUUACGUACCUAGCCCAACCCGUAAUAUGGCUCCCUCGCAGCAGAGCCCUGUGAGGACAGCUUCUGUGAAUCAAAGAAAUCGAACUUACAGCAGCAGUGGGAGUAGUGGAGGAAGCCACCCAAGCAGUCGGAGCAGCAGCCGGGAGAACAGUGGAAGUGGGAGUGUGGGAGUUCCCAUUGCUGUCCCGACCCCCUCUCCUCCCAGUGUCUUUCCAGCCCCUGCUGGCUCUGCUGGUACUCCUCCCCUUCCUGCUACUUCUGUAUCUGCCCCUGCCCCUCUUGUUCCUGCUACUGUCCCUUCCUCCACUGCCCCAGAUGCUGCUGCUGGGGGUGCCCAGACCCUUGCUGAUGGCUUCACUUCUCCUACUCCCCCUGUUGUUUCUUCCGCUCCCCCUACAGGUCAUCCUGUUCAGUUUUACAGCAUGAAUAGACCUGCUUCUCGCCAUACUCCCCCAACAAUAGGGGGCUCGUUGCCCUAUAGACGCCCUCCUUCCAUAACCUCACAAACAAGCCUUCAGAAUCAGAUGAAUGGAGGACCUUUUUAUAGCCAGAAUCCAGUAUCUCUUGCUCCUCCUCCUCCCUCCAUCCUACAGGUAACUCCCCAGUUACCUUUAAUGGGAUUUGUGGCCAGAGUCCAAGAAAAUAUUUCAGAUACACCGCCUCCACCACCACCUGUGGAAGAACCAGUCUUUGAUGAGUCCCCUCCUCCACCUCCUCCCCCCGAAGAUUAUGAAGAGGAGGAAGCUGCUGUGGUUGAGUAUAGUGAUCCUUAUGCUGAAGAGGACCCACCAUGGGCCCCAAGAUCUUAUUUGGAAAAGGUUGUGGCAAUUUAUGAUUAUACAAAAGACAAGGAAGAUGAGCUGUCCUUUCAGGAAGGAGCCAUUAUUUAUGUCAUCAAGAAGAAUGAUGAUGGUUGGUAUGAGGGAGUUAUGAAUGGAGUGACUGGGCUCUUUCCUGGGAAUUACGUUGAGUCUAUCAUGCAUUAUUCCGAGUAAUACUCAGCAGGGCUAUAUUUCCCUCCCAGAAUAGUCAGGUCUUCCCAGAUUAUGAAGAGGCCCUGGGGAUUUCCCUCCAAUGAAAUGAAUGAAGGAUACAAAUGAUAAAAACUACUUAAGUUUUUUGGUUUAUCCCCCAGUAUUAAACAAAAAGCAAGCUGAGUCUGAAUACAUGGAACUUGCUGCCUUCACUUGUACUAUGCUGAGCUGUCUGGAUUGAAAUAAAGUGAGCAUUUUUGAAUAUGUCAGAG